AUGUUUGUGACAAGAACUGACUUUUUAAGAACUUUGUUUGCUCAACCAAUACCAUCCGUGAAAACAUUGACAAGAAAAGCAAUGGAAGAAUUUCAGUCUUUAUAUGGAAACCAACCCGAAGCUAUAGGAGUCGCACCUGGUAAUAUAACGUUAUUCGGAGAAUUCAUGGAAUUUCAUUUAGGAUACAUAAUUUGCAUGGCCUUACCUAUGGUAGUGGUAACAGUCGGUGGUAGAAAUGAUUCCGUUUAUUUUUCUGUAAAAACAUUGUCGAAAAAAGUAGAAAAGCCAAAUACAAUGAAAAGUCCUUUGCCUUGCGUUCGAACAUUGAAAAAUGAAGAAAGAAAUUGGGUGAAUUCAGUUAUAGGAUGCGUAAGCGAAUUCAAGGGUCACGUACCAGGUUUUAACGCAGUCAUAACCUCAAGUCUUCCAAUUAAAUUUGGUUUCCGUAGCUGCUCCGCAUUACAAGCAUCCAUUUAUACUUUUUUAGAAAAUCUAACUCAAGAAUAUUCUUUUGAUUUAUUCGAAAAAGCUGACAGAUGUACGAAAACCGAACAUGAAAUUCAACUAUAUCCUUCAGAACUGAUUUCAAAAUGUUCGAGCAUUAAAUUUUUUCCAACUUUUAUUUGCAAGGAGGGUCACUUGAUGUUUAUCAAUUGUAAACGUCAUAAAAUUUCUCAAUAUUUUUUCGAUCAUCCCUCAUAUGUAUUUUUAUUAGGUUCGUGUAAAAAUAAUACGAGCACCGUAACAAUUGAAUCAUUGGAUAAACGCUUAAGAAAAUGCAUCAAAGCUCUUGAAAUUUUGGGAAGGAAUUCUCUAUUGAAUGCAGACUUAAAGCAUUUAAGGUGUUUAAGAAAAAGAGAUGCCUCGGAAGAAACAAUAAAGCGAGUUAAAUACGUUAUAACGGAACAUCAGAGAACAGAAGAAGCUAUAAAGGCUAUUAAAUCAGAAGAUUACGAAAGGCUAGGGGCUUUAAUGAAUCAAAGCCACGUUUCUUUAAGAGACGAUUACGAAGUUUCUAGUCCUCAAAUAGAGACUUUAAUAAAUUUAGCCAAAAAGGUUAAGGGAGUGUUAGGAGCUAAAAUGAUUGGAAAUGGUUUAAAUGCCACAAUAAUUAUUUUAGUUAAAAUAACAGAAGCUGAAAAUUGUAUUCGAUACAUAAGAAAAAAUUACAAGCCAAAGGAAGACAAACCUUUUUUCUUUGUUACCAAACCCUCAGAAGGAGCUUUUAUGAUGAACCCAAACACUGAUUUAACUAUAAUUCCUUAA
Molecule: messenger RNA, 1266 nt
Organism: Pediculus humanus corporis (human body louse)
Lineage: Eukaryota; Metazoa; Arthropoda; Insecta; Psocodea; Pediculidae
Product: Galactokinase, putative
Exons: 1
Coding region: 1-1266 (421 amino acids)
Biological process (GO): galactose metabolic process; carbohydrate phosphorylation
Cellular component (GO): cytoplasm; cytosol
Molecular function (GO): galactokinase activity; ATP binding
Source: RefSeq, a predicted model, not a curated record